This is a messenger RNA of Setaria italica (foxtail millet), 1789 nucleotides long. RefSeq names its product RING-H2 finger protein ATL39. The transcript has a single exon. The record is from RefSeq and is a predicted model, not a curated record. The coding region runs from base 832 to 1398 and encodes 188 amino acids. NCBI's taxonomy places the organism in Eukaryota, Viridiplantae, Streptophyta, Magnoliopsida, Poales, Poaceae.
GGGUGGAUUUGGAAUAUAAAUAAACCAAGAUAGAAAUUUAGGUUAUUUUCAGUUACUUCUAGCAAGCACUAAUAGGCUUCACACACUGGAGCAUUGUCGGACCAUAACGCACUUUAACACAAAAAAAGGCUGAAACCAAAUGAACUAAAGAAUGAAAAUGAAAAUGAAAAUUUUUAAUACGAUUGUGAAAAUAUAGGCCCUCAUAAAAAUGUAAGUAAAAUCUAGUUGUAAAAGUCACCAGCCUAACCAUUCGCAAGUAGGGCCCUCUGGCUCACUCCCAAAAAACACACACUACCGAUGAAAAAAAAAACUAAACCAGACUAGUUAACGAUAACCCUACUAGGUUACUUUAAUUUGGCGAGCUAUCAGUGAUCAGGUCAAUCUCCAAAUCUAUGUGCCUUUUUUUUUUCCAGAUCCAAAUCCGUGUGCUCAGCUCACUGCCACUCCAACCCAUUGACAGGAUGGCAGCAUGGUACCCAACCGCACCAUUCGUGGCAACAAAAGCCCCGCGCUCCCUUACCUUUCUCCGUCCAUGAGCAGUGAGCAACUGAUGCGCACACCAAACCGCAAUUAACUAAUCACUUAAUUAAUCCUCACCCCAAUCGCUUGCAUAAUCAGGACCCGCUGCUAUACAAAGUUCCAAACCUCCGGAGCAUUCCAGAGCACCAAUCCGAGCCCCACCAUUACUCCCCAAAUCACAUAACAAUUCCCUCCUCGCACCAACCCGCCGGCGACCAGUCGAGCUUAGCAAGAAACGCGCGCCAGGGCGCUGCGCUCCAGAGUGGCAUCCCAUCCAAGCUGGUAGCCGAUCGACAAGCGAGCUGAGCAAGCAUGUCCGCGGCGGAUGCGUCAGCCGGGACUCCGGCGGCGACGGCGCCGCCGGGGCGCGGCAGGUGCUGCACCUCCGGCGCGACGCUGGAGCUUGUGGGCGCGUUCACGGCAGUGUGCCUGGUGCUGUACGGGGUGAUCCUGUACAUGAACUACCUGUACGUGCGCUGGAGCGGCAGCGACGGCGUGCACCGGACGGACUCCGGCGCGGGGCCGCCGGCGCGGAAGAGGCCCGCCGCCGGGAUGGACAAGGCGGCGCUGGCGGCCAUGCCGGUGCUCAUGUUCAAGGCGGACGCGCACGGCAGCGGAGACGGAAGCGCCUCGCCCAUGGAGUGCGCGGUGUGCCUGAGCGCCAUGCAGGACGGGGACGCGGUGCGCGCGCUGCCCGGGUGCCGCCACGCGUUCCACGCCGCCUGCGUCGACGUCUGGCUCUGCGCGCGCGCCACCUGCCCAGUCUGCCGGGCGCGCCCCGCGUUGCCGCCGCCGCAGCAGGCGCCCAAGGCCGGUGCCAAGGCGUCGGCGGCGGGGUCCUCCGGCCGCCGGCAGCCGGACCUGGAGAGCCAAGUGUAGCGCGGGCACAGCGCGGACUGUGUGCGAGCUGCGUUUUGUUCUCAAUCUGCUGUCUUCCUCUUCUUCCUCCUCCUCCUAGAAGAGAGGUCAUGGAUGAUUGCUGUAGAUAGGCUCCCUGCGUACAUAAUUUUGGUGUCAAUUUCUUGUAAAUUGUAAUGGGACUAGGACGCGAGGCGCGCCUUGCCGCGCCCGCGCUUGCUACGCGCGGAAGAGCUGGGACGUGCAUGGAUCGGUUGGGAUACUGGAUACAUGUAGAGAAUCCUAUAGAAGAGAGAUAUGGCACCAAAUUUUUAGCAUUUUUCACUGCAGAAUUGAUAUAAUGAUGAAAAAGUAGGACCCACCAAAUAGGUGGGAAAAAUUGAAUAGAUGGAACAAACCAAAUUAAGAGUUC